This is a messenger RNA of Anisakis simplex (herring worm), 1749 nucleotides long. NCBI's taxonomy places the organism in Eukaryota, Metazoa, Nematoda, Chromadorea, Rhabditida, Anisakidae. The record is from the annotation of a GenBank genome assembly.
AUGCAUUGUGCUGACCUGUUGACGACAUCAAAAUCGCAGGUGGCUCAUGUGAAGUUACUAGCGAAUAAUGGUGCUCAUAUGAAUGCAUAUACGUUCGAUAGGAAUCCGCUAUUGUUCGAGAUCGAUGGUGAUACGAAUCUUUAUCCAACAGUGUAUUUUUGUUGGGCAUAUCCAGAAGCAUUUCCAACAAUUUUGGUGCAUGAGCCAGUGUUUAUGCGUCUACAGAACGGUGCUGAUCUGAUGUUACCAGGUGUUGUCUACAAGCGAGGAGAAUUUCCGGAAUUCAAUAGGAAUUUCCCAGUGGCCAUUUCGGUGAUUACUGCGGAUGGUAGCUCUGUGAAAGCAACUCACGUCAAGAAUUUUCAGUCCUCUUCACGAAAGAAUUGCUUUUUCAUUUUGAAAUCAGAUGUGCAAGGUUCGAAUUUAGGUCCUGUCGGAGUGGGAGUAUCGUUGAUGUCUUCGAUGGAGAUGCUGGCGAGUGGUAUGCAAGGACGAGGCGUUCAGAUUUUACAUUUGUAUAGGGAUUUGAUGUGGGAAUUCGGCGAUCGGACUCAUCCACCACAGACAGCGCUCCCACAAGUAUUCGUCAGGAAGCCGUUGAGUGAGGAGGAUUUCCCGGAACUUGGGGCGAAGCUGAACAUUGCCGAUGAAAAGAAGCCUGAAACUGCAGUAACGGAGCCGCAGGAAAAUGGUCAGGGAGCCAGUGUUAACUCAAAUGAUGUCACAUCAAAGCAACCGAUCGAUUCAAAAGGUUCAGCAGAAUCAGGAGCGAUUGAAUUUGAAGAACCAUCCGAAACGAUGGAAGAGUUGUUGCAACGUUGUUUUUUGGCCGCAUUGAAGUAUCGUGUCGCGGCGAAAAAAGUGGAACUUCCAUUGGAUGUGGGCGAAUUUUAUUCACGUUUCGUGUUGGCGUGUUGUCCGCCAAUGAGAAGACUCGACAUGAAGAAGACGAAAUACAAGAAAUUCUCCGUAUUUUUGCACGAAAUAAAUUCGUCGGCUGCCGGACCAAUCAUGAAGACAGCACCGAGAGGAAAAGGCCUUGAUGAGAUUGUUGAAAUCAAUUGGGAGCAUCCAUUGCUGAGUGAUUUCAAACGAACCGACGAGGUGACUGAAGAUUUGGUGCAACAGACAAAGGCACGAUCUCAAAUCCAGAUCAACGAAUACUUCAGUGUCACUGAGCCAGUUUUGCCGCUGUUUCGCCUCGAAGGAGGACUGUCCAGAGGAGAUCUACUCGAGACUAAACGAGUACGAGAAAUUAUCACAACGUAUGCGAAGAAUAGGGAAUUAUGCGAUAAGAAUCGAGUUCAUUUGAGAAACGACGAACUAUUGCAAAGUAUAGUGAAGCAUCCGAGUGAAACGAUCGAUUGGAAUACGUUAAUGCAGAAAAUUUUAUCGAAAAUGACUAAAACAUUCGUCAUUAUAACGGCGGAUGGACGAGAGACAGUUCGUAAAAUUGAAUUGCCGAAAAUUGUUUUCAAAGUAGAAACUCGAUCGGGUAAUAAAAAGAUAACAUUGGUGAACAAUCUUUGUGUUUAUGGAAUUGACGCGAAACCGUUUUGUCAUAAAGUUCAAAUUGGAAUCGCUACGUCGGCAACAAUACUCAACGAUGCACCGUUAUGUGAGGGACCUCAGGUGAUCAUUCAAGGAAAUCAGGUUCAGUUCGCUAGUGAACUUCUCACAAAUGAGUAUGGUGUUGAUAGCAAAUAUAUGAGUGGUUUGGAAUUGAUACCGAAAAAGAAACGAAAGUAA